AUGAUUGAAGAACUGAGCGAGUCAUUCACCGCUGAUUCAGAUAAGAAGUUUGUCCUAGCACUGACACCUGCACAACUUGGAAAAGCUCCUGGUCAGACGAAGCGUGGCAAUCUGCCGAAGCUUCUCUCUGGUGACCAGUCCCAUGAGCAGCCGAACUCGUCGUCGUGCAUCGCCUAUGGUGGUGUUGCCAGGGACCACGCGGACGAUGAAAGUGAUAAUUGCACGCGAAACAGAAUUGCAGAAUCUGAUGAAGAAACCACUCACGCGAAAGCUGAGGCAAAGGCUGUCUUCAAGAGGCAGGACGAAAAUAUGGACAGGUAUGGCUUCAAGUGA
This is a messenger RNA of Soboliphyme baturini, 333 nucleotides long. Lineage: Eukaryota; Metazoa; Nematoda; Enoplea; Dioctophymatida; Soboliphymatidae. The record is from the annotation of a GenBank genome assembly.